AUGAGUGGUGGAGCUGGGAUUCGAACCCAGGGCUCUGGCCCCCGUGUCUGUGCUCCUUACUACGUGGCUCCAGUUGCUCUAGAUACGGCCUGGAAGAGAAUCUUCUGGCGGCAGAUCCUACUUACACUUGGCCUCUUAGGCCUGUUUCUGUAUGGCCUCCCUAAAUUCAGGCAUCUGGAAGCCCUCAUCCCCAUGGGCGUCUGCCCUUCGGCCACAAUGUCCCAGCUGAGAGACAACUUCACAGGUGCCCUGCGUCCCUGGGCCCGGCCUGAAGUUCUGACCUGUACCCCCUGGGGGGCUCCCAUUAUUUGGGAUGGCUCUUUCGACCCAGAUGUGGCCAAGCAAGAGGCUAGACAGCAGAACCUCACCAUUGGGCUGACUAUCUUUGCUGUAGGCAGAUACCCGGAGAAGUACCUGGAGCGCUUCCUGGAGACGGCGGAGCAGCACUUCAUGGCGGGCCAGAGCGUGAUGUACUACGUGUGCACCGAGCCUCCGGGAGCGGUGCCCCGCGUGGCGCUGGGCCCGGGACGCCGGCUGCCCGUGGAGCGCGUGGCGCGCGAGCGGCGCUGGCAAGACGUGUCGAUGGCGCGCAUGCGCACGUUGCACGCGGCGCUGGGCGGGCUGCCGGGCCGCGAGGCGCACUUCGUGUUCUGCAUGGACGUGGACCAGCACUUCAGCGGCACCUUUGGGCCCGAGGCGCUGGCCGAGUCGGUGGCGCAGCUGCACUCCUGGCACUACCACUGGCCGUCGUGGCUGCUGCCCUUCGAACGCGACGCGCAUUCGGCCGCCGCGAUGGCGUGGGGCCAGGGCGACUUCUAUUACCACGCGGCGGUGUUCGGGGGCAGCGUGGCGGCGCUGCGCGGGCUGACGGCGCACUGUGCGGGGGGCCUGGCCUGGGACCGCGCGCGCGGCCUGGAGGCGCGCUGGCACGACGAGAGCCACCUCAACAAGUUCUUCUGGCUGCACAAGCCCGCCAAGGUGCUGUCGCCCGAGUUCUGCUGGAGCCCGGACAUCGGCCCGCGGGCCGAGAUCCGCCGCCCGCGACUGCUGUGGGCGCCCAAGGGGUACCGGCUGCUGCGGAACUAGCGCCGCCGCCGGCUCCCGGCCCUCCGGCUUCUCCGCCGGCCCAGCCGGCCCGGCCUCGCUCCCGCUCCGGGCGUCUUCGGCCCCGGGAAGAUGUGGAGUGGGAGUCACUAGAGGAAGAGAUCCUGAAACCGGGCGGGGCCCUUCUGGACGCUGAUGGCGCUCUGGAGAGCAGAGAGAUAGUGGAUACAAAAGCCCUACCCGCUUCGUGUGCGCCAGUCCGUGGGAGUGGGAGUAGGAGGGAGAGCUCCUCGCCUUUGGGGAGCUCCUCACUUCAAGAGAAAAAUCCCCUUCCCUUAGCUUAGCAGUGAGCGAGGCUCAACUGCAGUAGAGCCCCGAGCUAUCAGCCUGUAGACCUUUCACCCCUGAGCCUGCAGAAUGCAGCUGGUGUCUCUGGAGAUGUUUUAGUCCCACCUGCAACCCCUUUUUUAAAUGAGGAGACUGAGAUACAAAAGAGGAAACAUAACUGCCCAAGGACACAGAGGGUCCGAGUCACUGUGAUGUCAGCGGCUGGAGAGGCGUGGCUGGCCCCUCGGGAUGUCUCUGGGCAGGAGCCACAGGAAGAAACACAGGGGGCACCCCGUCAUUGGCUCUGCCCUUUUACCUCCCCUGCUCAUAAGCAUGGUUUGUACAUAUUUCAGUAAUAUUAUGAUAAAUUAUUCCUGUGCUGCGAGACAAAGUAGCAAACAUAAGAAGCCAUGUUUGCUCCUUUCCCUUGCCAGCAUAAUUUCACAAAACCCUAACUGUGACAGCAUAUAGCUGUCAAAACAAAAAACACAGCUCCCCACGUCCCUUGCCAGAGUCACUAUAUUCCCUAAAAAAAUAAGUGACUCUAGAUAUAUCUCCAUAUAAGAUAAUGUCAGUUGGAGUUAAUGAUCAUGCUUCUAUAAACUAUAACCAGAUACACUCUUACACACAAACUUAGAUAUAAUUUUACGCAUACUGAAGCUUCACCACCUAUAUCUAAACUCUAAACUAAAAUACUACAUUCAGGCCGGGCAUAGUGGCUCAUGCCUGUAAUCCCAGCACUUCGGGAGGCUGAGACACACAGAUCACUUGAGGUUAGGAGUUUGAGACCAGCCUGGCCAACAUGAUGAAACCCCAUCUCUACUAAAAAUACAAAAAUUAGCAGGGCGUGGUGGCACACACCUGUUAAUCCCAGCUACUGGGGAGGCUGAGGCACAAGAAUCGCUUGAACUCGGGAGGCGAAGGUUGCAGUGAGCCGAGAUCGUACCACUGCACUCCAGCCUGAGUGACAGAGCAAGACUCUCAAUAAAAUAAAUAAAAUACUACAUUCAAAGCGUCUGAUAGAACCUUCUAAAGAGCUCCUCCCGGGCCAUAGGCCUUGGUCGAUGGUCCUCAAUAAGACUUCUAAGUGACACUAACUUUAAUUAUUUAAAAACUUACUUUUAUUCUUUAGUUGACAUUCCCAAAUUGUUAUUAUGGCUUUUUCUCCUAGACAAAGUCCAAAAUGACAUUUUCUGGCCUGGGGGCGAUAGCAGGGUGACAUUUGGCCACAGUAUCUGGGAGGGAAGUUUCCACAUCCGUGGCAGCUGUCUAGACUUCUGAUCCCCAGUGGGGAAACACAGGCUCUGAAUAGGAGUGUGAAGGCGUCAGACCCUCCCAGGAAGGUGGUCACAGAGCCAAGGAGAUAGGGAAGGUAGCCACUGAAGCCCCUGAGAUUUUGUCUGACAUUUGGGAAAACUGGGGCCCUGAGAGACUGGGAUUUCACCCUGGCUCUCCUGAAUCUUUUACGUAGUAUUGUCACCAACCUUGCAUUUUAAUAGCCUCCACUCCCAGGUAGGGCAGCAAUUCUUGCUAUUUACCAGGCCCAGCUAUUGACGAUAAGAGAGAUCUGU
Messenger RNA from Pan troglodytes (chimpanzee), 2942 nucleotides. It is a transcript of the gene A3GALT2, whose product is annotated as alpha 1,3-galactosyltransferase 2. The record is from RefSeq and is a predicted model, not a curated record. Gene Ontology annotation, cellular component: vesicle; Golgi apparatus; membrane. Lineage: Eukaryota; Metazoa; Chordata; Mammalia; Primates; Hominidae. The transcript has 5 exons. Bases 1 to 1086 code for a protein of 361 amino acids. Gene Ontology annotation, biological process: carbohydrate metabolic process. Gene Ontology annotation, molecular function: hexosyltransferase activity.